UACAAGUCCACAGAAUGAAAUGAAAAUAAGAUUAGAAAUUGUUUGUUUUCUAUGGUUAUUGAAAGAGUAAAAUAAAAUUUGAGGCUAUUUUAAAAUAAGUUUUAAUAAAAGUAAAUUAAGUAAUAUUUAGUUGUGAUUAUUGUCUGUGGAAGAACGUGUGAUUUAGUGAAAACUUAAAAUGGGAGAUCAAAAAGAAUUACUAUCGAACACUUUGGCUUUAAAUCUCGCCUUACAGACAAUUAAAGAACGUUGUGUUCAUCUCCAGAAGCGUCUCUUUGCUUUAGAAUCAGAAAACUCGAAACUGCGCCUUAAUACACUUAAUUCAGAUAAAAAGGAUGAGUCACAAUCAAAUGUGCCCUUAUCAGAGAUACAAGAAUUGCGAGCCAAAAACGCAGAACUUACCUUACAAAAGAGUCAGCUUACAGAAAACUUAUCAAUGAUUUCAACUGAAAAUCGGAAACUAUGGAAAAGAUUAAGUCAACUUACAAAAGAAAACAUAAAUGAUGAAAUUUCAAUAAGAGAUGAAGAAAUUACAAAAGCUCAUUCCAGCCAGAACCUUAUUAGAUCGAAAACUUUCACUCAAAACUCUCCUCAUCAACUUCUCAAAGAACGACUCGUUGGUCCUGACGAAAGUGAACUGGAAGAUAUUUCACUUCUUAAUGAUUGCGGGUUCACAACUGACAAGAUUAAUUUUGUAUCAGAUGACUGUGAAACAUUCGAUGUUGACAGUAAAACCUGUACAGAAGGAAUGCUGAAUAUCAAGCGAGAACUAAUGAAACAAAACAGCGACCUUAAAGUUGCCUUGAGUAAUUGGAAGAAAAUGAAGACAAAUGAAUUUUGCUCAUGCAAAAAGACAGACGCAAAUGCCAAGAAACCACCGCUUAUGGUCGACAAGAAUCUUGAAACUGAUCGAGUAUUAACUGUAGAUUUACGGAUGGAAACAGAGUCGCCAAAUCGUACAGUGGCUCAAAUGUUUGAAAUGCCUGAAAUUGAGAACAUUAUCAUUGAUCUUAAUGAUCAAAAACGUGCAGCUGAUUUAGCUGAUAAGAUUUGUCCAAUGUGUGGUAAAUUUUACACUCAAAAUAUUCUCUUUGAAGAGUUUCAAGAGCAUGUUGAGUCACAUUUUCGUGAUGAAAAUGAUCUUGAGCAGUUUGAUCAUAACUUCGAGAUUGUUUCCCACAGCGUUGGAAAUUUUUAA
Messenger RNA from Clunio marinus, 1198 nucleotides. The record is from the annotation of a GenBank genome assembly. Lineage: Eukaryota; Metazoa; Arthropoda; Insecta; Diptera; Chironomidae.